UAUUAGUAGUUUAUAUUAAAAAUUUAUUAAUUAAUUUAAUGGUUACAUGUUAAUUUUUAAAACAAUUUAUCCUCUGCACUAGUAUAAUAGGAAAACAGAGAGUGAGUGAGGUUUAGUAAAAGGAGCAGUAAUUCAGAGGAGAGAUGCAUCGGGCGGUGGUAGAAGAAGAAGAAGACGACGAACGACGUCGUGAAAGAAAAAGGGAGGAGGCUCUGGAAGUCAAAUCCCUUCGCCGUAUUAUUAGUGCUUAUCUCAACUAUGCAGAUGCUGCCAAAGAGGAUGUGAAAAGAUAUGAGAGAUGUUUUAAGAAGCUUCCAGCUGCGCACAAGGCAUUAAUAUCACACUAUCCUCUGAAGUUUCAAAACUUAAGAAGCUCUAUUUCCGUGAAUUCAUACUUCAUAUACAACAUGCUUCAGGCAUUUGAACCUCCUCUAGAUAUGAGCCAAGACAUGGAUGGUUGUGAUCUUGAUCUUGCCUCGAAUGAGCAUAAUUCAAGCCAGCAAAAUUGCUUCUCUACCGAAAACAUUUGCCAUCCUCAAUCUGGUGAAGCUUGUUGGGGACAAGAGAGCAAAAUGAUGUGUAGGUCAUUAGAUAGGGCCACUACCAAUGAGGAGGUGCAAAUUGAAGGUUGCUGUGAGCCUGGGAGCCAACAGGCAUGCCUGCAAAAUAACAAAACAACACUUGAGCGUGCUGAAAAUGAUUGUACCAAUACCAAUGGAAAUAUUGCCUUGUCACAUCUUGGUUGGUUCGGUCAAUCACAUCAGCUGAAUGUUCCUUUGGCCGAUGUGGAUAAGGUCCGAUGUAUAAUAAGGAAUAUAGUAAGAGAUUGGGCAGAAGAGGGAAAGAAAGAGCGUAACGAAUGCUACAAGCCUAUCCUUGACAAGCUUGAUUCACUAUUUCCUAAUCGCAGAAAGGAUAGUCCUCCGACAUGUCUAGUACCUGGUGCUGGACUUGGACGACUGGCUUUGGAGAUUUCAUGUUUGGGUUUUGUAAGUCAGGGAAAUGAAUUUUCUUACUAUAUGAUGAUAUGCUCAAGUUUUCUUCUUAACCAUACCCAGACCGCUGGAGAGUGGACUAUAUAUCCAUGGAUCCAUAGCAAUUGCAAUUCAAUUUCAGACAGUGAUCAACUUCGUCCUGUUUCAGUACCUGAUAUUCAUCCAGCAAGUGCAGGGAUCACUGAAGGGUUUUCCAUGUGUGGUGGCGACUUUGUUGAAGUGUACAGUGAUCCAAGCCAAGUAGGAGUUUGGGAUGCAGUUGUCACUUGCUUUUUUAUUGAUACGGCGCACAAUAUUAUUGAAUACAUUGAAAUAAUAUCUAGAAUUUUGAAAGAUGGAGGAGUUUGGAUAAAUUUGGGACCCCUGCUUUAUCAUUUUGCAGAUACUUACGGGGAAGAUGAGAUGUCCAUUGAAUUGAGUUUGGAAGAUGUGAAGCGAGUUGCUUUGCAUUUUGGAUUUCAGUUGGAGACGGAAACAAGAAUUGAGACAACGUACACAACAAAUCCUCGAUCUAUGAUGCAAAACCGGUAUUUCACUGCAUUUUGGACUAUGAGAAAGAUGUGCGUGGCAACAGAGAAGCAUUAAUUGCUCGCUCCUUUUUUAUGUGGUAUCAUCCAAAGUAUGUGCAAAUAAAUCAUGGAUGUAGGAGUUUCAUUUGAAAAUCUUCCAAUGUAUUGUGCUGUCAAUUUUUUUAUUUAUCAAAUUAUUAGUUUUGUUAAUUUCCGCUAGUAUUUGAUGUAAAUUUAGAUUUGGAUUGAGCUACACAAGGAUUUGAAUUAUCUCGGGGUUUUUAUUUAUUUGCUUAUAAAACAGGGGGAAAAGGCGCAAAAUUAUUUGAA
Molecule: messenger RNA, 1834 nt
Organism: Mercurialis annua (annual mercury)
Lineage: Eukaryota; Viridiplantae; Streptophyta; Magnoliopsida; Malpighiales; Euphorbiaceae
Exons: 18
Coding region: 144-1580 (478 amino acids)
Molecular function (GO): S-adenosylmethionine-dependent methyltransferase activity
Source: RefSeq, a predicted model, not a curated record